Messenger RNA from Fusarium mangiferae, 1482 nucleotides. RefSeq lists its product as uncharacterized. The coding region runs from base 1 to 1482 and encodes 493 amino acids. Gene Ontology annotation, molecular function: protein binding. Lineage: Eukaryota; Fungi; Ascomycota; Sordariomycetes; Hypocreales; Nectriaceae. The record is from RefSeq and is a predicted model, not a curated record. The transcript is spliced from 2 exons.
AUGGCUCCUACAGCAAUGGAAAAGGAUCUUAUCACCACUGCAGCGCGAAACCUCAAUGAUACUACCGCAGAACUCGAGGCGUUAUUACGGAUAUGUUCUCGCGAGAGUGGCCCAGAUGGGAACAAAAUGAGCAAGACAAGGAAGAGAAAGUGGCUUGUAGAGAAAAGUGACAUCAAGAAGCUGCAACAGAGGAUGUUCCAAGCCAAAGAAACUCUUCACUUUGCUCUGAACUCGUCGCGCGUAUCCAGCGAUAUUAGGCAAGUGUACCACGUUCACGAGGCGAUCUUGCAAUGCGCAGAUCUACAAGAAGCAUUACAGGAGCAACCUUGGGCUAUCAACACGGUUGAUGGCGCUGGCGAAUCCCCUCCUCUUCUUGCAACCAAGAGAAGCCAAAUCAGGUUCAUGGAAGUUCUCAUUUCAGCAGGAGCUGAUGUUAAUCAACAAUCUUACAAUGGAAGGUCGCCUCCCAUGGUCGCAGUCGAGGAACAAAACGUCGAGUCUGUAAAAAUGCUGCUCAAGUCUCAAUCGAACGUCAAUUUGUGCGAUGAGGAGGGCGCGACAGCACUACAUCACGCUUCUAUAGAAGCUGAACCGGAGGUCAUCAGCCUCUUACUCGCGGCGGGAGCAUCUGUAAAGCAGCAAGAUCCCUUUGGAGACACGCCACUUCAUGGGGUAGCCCGGUCCGAAAGCACCAACCAUCAAGACAUCGAAGCAGCCAUUGAGAUGCUGCUCGUGGCAGGAUCUGACCUUGAAGCACGAGGCUAUCAAGGAGAUACCCCAUUCCUUGUAUCAAUUGCUUUCGAUAAACUGGAAGCUACCAGAGCUUUGAUAAAUGCAGGUUGCUCUAUCAACGUUUCUAAUUGCGGUUCUCGGAACGUGCUGCAUCUUGUAGCCAGAAACGCUUCACUGGAUUUACUUCGGUAUCUUUCUAUCUUGGACCUAUCCGGCAUCAACCUAUAUCUGCAAGACUCAUCCGGCGACACACCCUUUGAUGAUUUCGUCGAAACUUCUCAUGCUACGGAUGAAUGGGACUUGGUAGGAGCUCGUAAGCCUGGUCUCUCUGAGCAAGAAGCUUUUGUCGAGCUUUAUCAAGACGUUAGAGAUCAAGCCCUACAGAAUGAUAUUCAGAAUCUCGAGCGAGUGCUCGGCGCGUUGCAACAGCAGGACAUUGUAAUCGCACGAGAACAUCUAGCAUUGUUGGUCGAAAAAGAGAAAAGAUGGGAGCGUGAAAAUCUGGUUUCUUGGUAUCAAGCUGUCGACAAGCGAAUUGUGCAUGCGGAACGGGAUUUAGCAACAGAAGAUGUAGAGGGUCAUCUACUGGACUUACAAGAAGAACUCGCAACCCCGGUUUGGGAGAUCCCAUCAAAGUUCGGCUACUUAUGGGAACUCGAUGAUGGAGAAUCAGUCAGUGAAGAGGGAUCCGAAAACUCGGAUGAUUCUGACCAACAGGUCGCAGGUCAGGAUGAAGCUCAAGCAGCCUAG